Molecule: messenger RNA, 960 nt
Organism: Oldenlandia corymbosa var. corymbosa
Lineage: Eukaryota; Viridiplantae; Streptophyta; Magnoliopsida; Gentianales; Rubiaceae
Source: the annotation of a GenBank genome assembly
AUGGCUUCUCUGAUCAAUCCUUAUGGAAAAGUCGCUGAAGUUGGUAAUGCUAUCGACCACGAAAAGGUGAUGGCUCGUCGGAAAACGAGGAGGAGAAUCACCAUCAUUGCCGUAUCAUCCAUCGUUCUUGUCGGCGUCAUCGUCGGCGCCGUCGUCGGCGUAACACAAAACAACAAAGACGACAACAAAUCAGGCGGAAAUGAUCGAUCCAUUUCCUCCGCAGUGAAGGCGGUUUGCGACGUCACACUGUACCCGGACUCCUGUUUCAGCAGCCUGUCUCCUCUGGCCAAUUCCAACAACCUGAAGCCUCAAGACCUAUUCAAAUUAUCAAUCCAGGUUGCCCUGAACGAGCUGUCCAAAGUUUCCGGGUCGUUUUCGAAAAACGGAGAUCUUCGUCAGAAACUCAAUGUCAGCGAUCCAGGAUUAACAGCUGCCCUGGAUAGUUGCCACGAGUUGCUUUCACUUGCAUUAGACCAUCUCAAUGCUUCGUUGUCAGUUCAAGGUUCUACAAUUUUUCAAUCCUUAGAAGAGUUAAGGACAUGGUUAAGUUCUGCAGGAACUUACCAACAAACAUGUAUUGACGGAAUUAACGAAAUGUCAGCCUCUUCAGGCCAGAUUGUGUCGACGAAUCUGGAGAACUCGACCGAGUUCACCAGCAAUUCUCUUGCUAUUGUUACUUCUAUAGAAUCCGCAGCAGCUUCAAUGGGCACAUUGGGAUCCAUUGGAAGACGGCGUUUGCUCGAUGAGGGAGCGCCGAGUUGGCUGUCUUCUGUGGAUAGGAAACUGCUGACGACUGCAAAUAACGCUUCACAACAGAUCAAGGCGGAUGCCGUGGUGGCUAAAGAUGGGUUGAAAUUGAACCUUAGUGCCAAGAUCAUUGCCAAGUUCACAGUGAAGUCCUUUAUCAAUGGAGACAAAUGGCUUCCUGGUUAUGGGGUUGAUUUUAAAUCGACUCUAUGA